GCGCCGCAAUCGCACGAAUCACAACAAAACAUUUUUUUUUGAAAUUCGAAUUUCAUUCGAACAAAAACAGACCGCGCGCGUUGAACUUUUAAAAAGUCUUUUACAGUACAACGAGUCUUUUAUAGUACAACUGUUAUUUUACUAGUUAUUUUUAUUGAUGAAAAUAAUAAAGUGAUUUUAUAUUGAGACAUUUAUAUGAGAUUUGUUGAGUGAAAGUAUUUCUAGAUCUAAAAGUGAAAGGCCGAUCUUGUGAAGUGAGUACCAUAACAGCGUCCUCGGAGCCUGUUUGGAUCAAUCAGAAUAUCUUCAACACGUGAAAGUCACCAACCAACACACGAUAUGUCAAAACUAACCAACCCGCCAUGUCAACGGUGAACUGCCAACAAUGGCCUCUACACAGAACACACAGAGACCCCACACAACUACACAGAACACAUAAAGACUACACAGACACAAUACACAGAACACACAAAGAUUGUACAAACACAGUGCUGAAACGCAAGAACGCUAGAAGCUUCGAGAUCAAUCCACGAUGGUUGACAAAAUGGCGGUUGAAGGGAGUGCUCAUUCCACUGAUGAUUCUCAACGUCACUGGUCAAGCUGGAGCCGUGGAAGCUGCAAGUCGUGUGUUGGCGUCUCUUCUGGGAUACCCCCCUACUUGCAUGGUCGGGGGGGAGGCGCGGCCGUGCACGUUGACGCUGAGCUGCUGGCUGCGGGGGGGAAGCAGGGGCAAAGGAUGCGGCGGGGGCUGGCUGUUCUCUUGCUGUACCACUCACGCUGACCGCGGAUAUGAUGAUGCUGUUAACAGCAUACCAUCAUCAGACUGGAAGUACAAAGAGUACAAAGUGGUGCCUCCGCGGCUGCGCGAGGUGCCCCAACGCAGCGUGGUCCCCACCAACGUGUUGAGACGGCGAGUCGACGAUGACACCACUCAGAUGGACUGCGGCCUGCCGUCAACCCGUAUCUUGCAGAAGCGCAUCAUUGGUGGGCGCGAGGCCAGAGUGGCUGAGUUCCCAUGGCAGGCUCACGUGCGCAUCUCAGAGUUCCAAUGUGGAGGCGUGCUCGUAUCCCACCAGUACGUGGCGACAGCAGCCCACUGCGUGUCCCGUGCCCGGGUGAAAGACAUAGCCGUGUGGCUGGGGGCGCUUGACACCACUGCCGGCGCGGAUACCGCCAGGAAACUUGGGGUCGUCCAAAAGAUCCUGCAUCCUCUCUUCCAAUUUCGCAUGACCCAGCCGGAUCGUUACGACAUCGCACUCCUCAAGCUGUCUCGCCCUGUCUCGUACACCAGCCACAUCCUGCCCAUCUGCCUCCCGGAGUAUGACCUUGACCUCCGAGGGAAGUCAGGUGUCAUCGCUGGCUGGGGCAAAACUGACACCAGCAAUGGUCACACUGGCACGAACCUGCUGAGGUCUGCGACCGUGCCUAUCCUGAGUACAGAGCAGUGCAUCAAGUGGCACCAGAGUAAGCAGAUCUCAGUGGAGAUCCACUCUGAGAUGAUCUGCGCAGGACACUCCGAUGGGCAUCAGGAUGCUUGCUUAGGAGACUCGGGCGGCCCCCUAAUAGUCCUGGACGGAGGGCGGUAUUACCUGGCCGGGAUAACCUCAGCAGGCUUCGGCUGCGGCGUGGACCACCAGCCCGGGAUAUACCACAACGUGAAGCUCACCGCGCCCUGGAUACACAGACUCACACACUACAAUACAUAUUAUAUACAUUACUGAACAAAUAA
Messenger RNA from Pectinophora gossypiella (pink bollworm), 1729 nucleotides. RefSeq names its product serine protease 27. Gene Ontology annotation, biological process: proteolysis. The record is from RefSeq and is a predicted model, not a curated record. Lineage: Eukaryota; Metazoa; Arthropoda; Insecta; Lepidoptera; Gelechiidae. Gene Ontology annotation, molecular function: serine-type endopeptidase activity. The transcript has 9 exons. Bases 363 to 1721 code for a protein of 452 amino acids.